Molecule: messenger RNA, 1813 nt
Organism: Oryza sativa Japonica Group (Japanese rice)
Lineage: Eukaryota; Viridiplantae; Streptophyta; Magnoliopsida; Poales; Poaceae
Product: UPF0481 protein At3g47200
Source: RefSeq, a predicted model, not a curated record
UUUAUUAUAAACGUUGAAACACAAGUACGUACGAACGAUAUCUUAGAGGGUGUUUGGGAGAGAGGCCCCUCUCACAAAACACCACAAGCUUUAGAUCAUAGAAUGGAUGAGACCGGUGCGGCCGAGGCGAUUGGGAUGGAGGCGCCACCAUCCCCGACGGCCAUGGCCACCUCUGGUAGCUGCGUGGUGGAGAUACCGACGGAUAUAACGCUCAGCCAUGAUGACGGCGAGCGAUUUCCUGGGGAGAUAUCGAUGGUGCGACCACAGCGGCACUCGAUUUAUCGGGUGCCAGAGUACAUCAAGGACAUGACCAACCGGGACGCGUAUCGGCCGCAGGUGGUGUCGCUGGGGCCCUUCCACUACGGCGAACCCCCGUUGAAGCCCAUGGAGGCGCACAAGCAGCGCGCGGUGGCGCACAUGGUCAGCCGGAGUGGGAAGCCACGGCAGGAGUUCACCGCUGCCGUGGAGGGGAUAGCCGAACAACUGCGGGGCGCUUAUGAGAACCUAGGCGAGGAGUGGAGUGGAGAGCGGUUCGUGGAGCUGAUGGUCACCGACGGCUGCUUCUUGCUGGAGGUGAUGAAGGAUGAGGUGGAGGUACAAGGUUAUGGGUCCGAUGACCCUGUUUUCAGCAAGCAUGGCCGUCUAUACUUGUACUCCUAUAUCAUCUCUGACAUGCUCUUGGUUGAGAACCAGUUGCCAUUGCUCCUCCUCCAAAAGCUCACGCUUGUUGCAGAUCCUGACACUGAGGAUGAUAGAGGGAUAAACCACCGGGUGCUUGAUCUUCUUUCCUAUACCACCACGCCUACCGCGCCUACCACCCCUGUCGAUGAGUUUUUGGGGCUCCACCCACUGGACGUUCUCCAGAAAAGCGUCCGUGGUACUCGUCAAUACCGCCAAAGGCCAAUAGGAGACGGACACAUGCCUUCCGCUGCAGAGCUCCGUGAGGCAGGAAUCCAUUUCAAGGUGAGCACAGGUGAAGGAUUCGCAGGCACGGUCAGCUUCGAACGAGGCGUACUGCGCGUCCCAAAGAUCUUCCUGUACGACGACGCCGAGCGCAUGUUCCUCAACCUGAUGGCCUUCGAGCAGCUGCGCCCGGGCGCUGGGAACGAAGUGACCGCGUUCGUGUCAUUCAUGGACGACCUCAUCAACACGGCCAAGGACGUGCGGCUGCUGAGGGCCAAGGAGAUCAUCGAGAGCGGCUUGGGAAGCGACGAGGCGGUGGCGAAUCUGAUCAACAACACGCUGACGAAAGGCUCGGUGAUGGACGAAGACAGCAGCCUCAACGACGUGAUGUCGGAAGUGGAUGCCUACUGCAAGAUGCGGCGGAACAGGUGGAGGGCCAUCCUCCUACACACCUACUUCAGUAACCCUUGGGUGUUCAUCUCCCUCGUCGCUGCUACUGUCCUGCUCAUUGCUACUGUCAUCCAAACUGUCUACGCUAUCCUGUCCUUCAACAGCAAGACCUAAUUAAAACCUUGCACCAUGACAAUUUUCAGGGCAACAUAUUGGCUCCGGUGUUGGGCUCAGCUACAAAGCUGUGAUGAAGAUGGCGAGUUUAUGAAGGUUGCAUGCCGUAGGCUUGAGAUGACAGUUAUGCAACUUUUUGCCAAUUAUGGUUGGAGAUUCACAAAUAGACUUCAAUAACGUGUUCUCCUUAUCUUAGAUGGGUUAUUUUUUAUUUUAAGUGCGUGUUCUCAAUGUUUUGUUGAACUAUACUCUUUUUUGAGUGCAACUUUGUAAUAAUUGGCUGUAGCUCGUUUUGAGCUAAGGUCGGGAUAUUCUAUUCCAUUAUUAAAAAAAAAACCUUCCAAAA